Durotheca rogersii is the source of this 858-nucleotide messenger RNA. Its product is annotated as Rhodanese-like domain-containing protein. Gene Ontology annotation, molecular function: protein tyrosine phosphatase activity. Gene Ontology annotation, cellular component: cytoplasm; nucleus. The record is from RefSeq and is a predicted model, not a curated record. The coding region runs from base 263 to 748 and encodes 161 amino acids. The transcript has 3 exons. Lineage: Eukaryota; Fungi; Ascomycota; Sordariomycetes; Xylariales; Xylariaceae.
UCUCGCCGCCCGCGACGGAGCCAGCCAAGCAAAUAAAAUAGCCUAGGCUAUCUGGCUGUCUCCCAUCUUCCCGUCUUCCUCCCCGAGGCACGUAGAAAUCAAACACAACGCCACCACUAUUCUCAUUCUUCAUCACCCCCCUCUCUCUCCCUUCUGGAUCCUUACUACUCCUCCGUAACCCGCAGCCUGCAUAUACCUACCUACCCAACCAAGCUCCUCCCAUCCUCCCAGCACCACCCACCUCACGCGACACCCCCCGAGGAUGUCCAGCACCACCGCCCCGGCCGGCGCAGCGCAGCCGUGGUACGCCGCCUUCCCGGAGCCCAAGGACGCGGCGCCGGCCGCGCUGUCGCGAGAUGCGGUGCUGCAGCGGCUGCGGGACUCCGCGCCGGGCGAUCGCGCCUUUGUACUUGUCGACGUGCGGCGCGCCGACCACGAGGGCGGCACCGUCAGGGGCUCCCUCAACCUCCCCGCCCAGAGUCUCUACCCCAGCCUGCCCACCCUGCACCGCGUCUUCAAGGCCGCCGGCGUGCGCGAGGUCAUAUGGUACUGCGGCUCCUCCCGCGGCCGCGGCACCCGCGCGGCCGCGUGGUUCCGCGACUAUCUCGAGGCGCAAGGCGAGACGGCGAUAGCGAGCGUGAUCCUGUCCGAGGGUAUCAAGGGGUGGGCGGCCGCGGGCCCCGAGUUCGUCGCGUGGAUGGAUGGGUACGAUGCUUCUGUCUGGGGGGAGAAGAAGGACGACGCCUAAGGGUGGGUGGAUAGAGUAUAGCUGGCCUGCAUGUGUACAUAAUGCCGUUACUUACAUACGUCUGUUGCCAACCCGCCAGCAGUGCCUACGUAAACCCGCGAUCCUCUAUA